GCUUCAAAAUAUCACGAGGAAAUCUAUAGGCUCAAUGCAGGAAAGGAUAAUAAAUAGAAAUAUUUAUAGAAGUCUGAGAUACUAGCAAUGACUAUUAGUAAUCUGUGAUACUAGUGUUCUGUGAUAGAAUAUUGGGAAUACCAUUCUGUGGGGAAUACCAUAGAAUUAAUAAAACCAUAUAUUAUUAGUUCAAUAAUGGGGAAUACUUUCUGUGGUUUUGACAUUUACCUGACGUGUACCAAUGUACGAAGUCAGGCAUUCUCAAUUCUUGAAAAUUCUCUAUUCAACUAAAAAUCCCCUUGAAGAUUGAUAUAAUUCUCGACGGAGUUUGUGUGUUAUUGCGAAUCGUGUUGUGGAACAUUUAAUCCUCUGUUGUUUAUUUAUCCUUGCAGCUUAAGCAUCAUAUCCACCCUUGCGUAUUGUCGCAAAAAGCUACAAUGUCUGCUCACGAUCAAAUGAGAGCAAUGCUCGACCAACUUAUGGGUACUGGUCGAAAUGGGGAAAACAACAAAUACCAAGUGAAAUUCAAUGAUCCAAAAGUGUGCAAAUCCUUCCUGCUGAGUUGUUGUCCACAUGAAAUCCUCUCUUCCACCCGUAUGGACUUAGGUGAAUGCCCUAAAAUUCAUGAUUUAGCGCUUCGUGCAGAUUUCGAAAAUGCCCAAAGAAUUAAAGACUAUUUCUACGAUCUUGACGCCAUGGAACAUCUUCAAGCUUUCAUCAGUGAUUGUGAUCGCAGAACAGAAUCCGCUAAACAGAGACUGGCUGAAACCCAAGAAGAACUUAGUGCUGAGGUAGCAGUGAAAGCGAACAGUGUUCAUGAACUGGCCGAACAAAUUGGUCAAAAGCUGGCCAAAGCGGAGCAACUGGGCCAAGAAAGUUUCGUCGAAGAAAGUAUGAAACUCAUGGAAGAGGUGGAAGAGUUACGUAAGAAAAAACUGGACGCCGAACAGGAAUACAGAAAUUCUAUGCCUGCCAGUAGCUAUCAACAGCAGAAGUUGCGGGUCUGUGAGGUUUGUUCUGCUUACUUGGGUAUUCAUGAUAAUGACAGACGAUUGGCGGAUCACUUUGGUGGCAAGCUUCAUCUUGGAUUCAUUAAGAUUCGAGAGAAAUUGGCGGAACUUGAGAAAUCUGCAGAUAAGAGGAGAGAUGAAAAACGUAAAGCAGGACGUGGUGAAAGGGACAGGGAGGAUAGAGAAGAAAGGGGAUACAGAGAUAGACAUCGUGAACAUUACGUUGGUGGCCGUGAACUGGAUAGGAGGUCAAAAAGGCACAGGUCUCGAUCCAAAGACCGCAAAGAUAGGGAGAAAAAUAAGGAUAAAGAAGAACGUGGUAGUGGGAGCCGAAACUAUCGUUCGAGAUCUAAAAGCCGGGAUAGGGAUCGUAGGUCGAGAUCUCGUCAUUCAAGACAUUGAUGUGUCGUCUCAUUAUCCCAUAAAUUUUGAAUUCUAGUUAGUAGAGCAUGGAAAUGUUGACCUCGUUUUGGAAACUAAUGAGUUAUUUUUAAUUUGUCGAUAUUUGUACAAAUUAUUGAUUCUUGAAUUGAGUAUUUAUGUUACAGAUGAUGUUGAUGCACUGUAGAGUUAGGUAUUAAAAAAUAAAAUACAUAAAUUCUUUCAUUCA
This is a messenger RNA of Harmonia axyridis, 1620 nucleotides long. Its product is annotated as putative RNA-binding protein Luc7-like 2. Gene Ontology annotation, cellular component: U1 snRNP; U2-type prespliceosome. Gene Ontology annotation, biological process: mRNA splice site recognition. The record is from RefSeq and is a predicted model, not a curated record. The transcript is spliced from 7 exons. Bases 438 to 1412 code for a protein of 324 amino acids. Gene Ontology annotation, molecular function: mRNA binding. NCBI's taxonomy places the organism in Eukaryota, Metazoa, Arthropoda, Insecta, Coleoptera, Coccinellidae.